GAACAUCCCUGAGAAUUCCAUUAGAAUUUAUCUUAGCAAUCCAAUAGAUGAAAUAGCAAUCUUUGCUUAACCAGAAGUACUUAUCAGUAAUAAGCUUAGAGUAAAUAGAGGCUAUUUUUACUUAUAAAUAGCAACGAAUCAGAGGAACUGGUACCCAUUAUCUACUUCCUUACCCAGAAACAAACACAAACACAAUGGCUUGCCACAAAGUAGCAGCUGCUCCCUUUCAACUUCUUUCUCUUGUUAGUUUCCUUCUUUUCUUAAAUCCAUGUUCUUCUAUUUUCCUUGAAGCCACAACAAUAUUUGCCAACUCCAAUACUGUCAAUGAUGAGAGGUCCAAUGUGGCUUGCAUUGAGGAAGAGAGGAAGGCCCUCCUUGAAUUCAAGCAAGGUCUUCAAGAUCCUUUGCCUGCGCUUCAUUCUUGGGUUGGCAAAGACUGCUGCAACUGGCAUGGCAUAGUCUGCAACAACCAAACAGGAAAGAUACCAGAGGGUAUCGGAAGCUUACAUAAGUUAGAAGCACUUGACCUCUCUGGUAACCAUCUUUGGGGUUUAAUUCCUUCAAGCAUGACCUCUAUGACUGCACUAAGCAAAUUGAAUUUGUCAUUCAACAACUUCUCUGGGCCAAUCCCAUCAGCCAACCAAUUCCUCACCUUCAAUGACCCAACCUCAUUUGAAGGAAACUCAGGACUUUGCGGACCUCCAUUGCCAACACAAUGCAGUUCAGUUAAUGAUCCAGCUGUGAAGGUUGACGAAGAUGAAGAAGAUAAGUAUGGAAAAUUAUGGUUCUAUGCAAGCACAUCAUUGGGGUUCAUUGUAGGAUUUUGGGUUGCUUUUGGAAGUUUGGUGAUAAAGAGGUCAUGGAGACAUGCUUACUUCCAGUUUCUUGACAAUAUGAAAGACAAGCUUUGCUUCUGUUUUUGGAAGUGACUCGUUUAUUGAGGAGUUUAAGGGCUUGGAAGAUGGUUGAUUGAACUGAAAAAUGUAUAAUAAUUUGUAAUUUAUAUUUAUUGUGUUUUUUUAGUUACUGGAAAUGUGGAUAGACUGGGUAUAUAGACCUGCAUCUAUCUGAAAUAUGAUCAUUAUAUAAGUAGAAGUGUUUGUUUGCACCUUGCCAAAAAAA
Messenger RNA from Rosa chinensis, 1122 nucleotides. Its product is annotated as receptor-like protein EIX2. The record is from RefSeq and is a predicted model, not a curated record. The transcript is spliced from 2 exons. Lineage: Eukaryota; Viridiplantae; Streptophyta; Magnoliopsida; Rosales; Rosaceae. The coding region runs from base 195 to 929 and encodes 244 amino acids. Gene Ontology annotation, molecular function: protein binding.